UGUGAAAAUCUCCUCCAUUAGAGACCCGAAGAUCAUCACAUGGGUCUCUGUUUCUCUUCUCCUAAAGCCACCAGACGUGGCACCAGUCGCCGGAACCCUAAUCUUCAUUCUCCGACGCAGGGGAAGGCAAGUGAGAAUGCUAGUAAUAAAAACAAGAAGAAGACGAAGAAGAGCAAGAACAAGAUCCAAUGGAGGCACGGAGGAGGGAUCCCGUACGGCAAGCGCAUCGAUUUUGGUUACGCUAAGGAUUUCGAUAAUCGAUACACCAUCGGGAAAUUGCUCGGACACGGCCAGUUUGGCUUUACCUACGUCGCCACCGAUAACAACAAUGGCAAUUGCGUCGCAGUCAAGAGAAUCGAGAAGGCCAAGAUGACUCAACCGAUUGAAGUGGAAGAUGUGAAGCGAGAGGUGAAGAUACUACAAGCUUUAGGUGGGCAUGAGAAUGUGGUUGGCUUUCACAAUGCAUUUGAGGACAACAACUAUAUUUACAUAGUCAUGGAGUUAUGUGAAGGUGGUGAAUUGCUAGAUCGAAUACUAGCUAAGAAAGAUAGCCGUUACACCGAGAAAGAUGCAGCGGUUGUGGUGAGACAAAUGCUGAAAGUUGCAGCUGAGUGUCAUUUACGAGGUCUAGUGCACCGCGACAUGAAGCCAGAGAGUUAUCCCUUACCCUCUCAGAAUUUUCUGUUCAAAUCAACCGAAGAAGGUUCGUCUCUAAAGGCUACAGAUUUUGGUUUGUCAGACUUCAUAAAGCCAGGAAUGAAAUUUCAGGAUAUAGUAGGAAGCGCGUACUACGUCGCGCCUGAAGUGUUGAAACGUAGGUCAGGACCUGAAUCAGACGUUUGGAGUAUUGGUGUCAUCACUUACAUUCUUCUCUGCGGGAGAAGACCCUUCUGGGAUAAGACUCAAGACGGAAUAUUCAAUGAGGUGAUGAGAAAAAAACCUGAUUUCAGAGAAGUCCCAUGGCCAACCAUCAGCAACGGUGCCAAAGAUUUCGUGAAGAAGCUGUUAGUUAAGGAGCCGCGGGCACGGUUAACAGCAGCUCAAGCGCUAUCACAUCCAUGGGUGAAAGAAGGAGGUGAGGCCUCAGAGGUUCCAAUAGACAUAUCGGUUCUUAACAAUAUGCGUCAGUUUGUGAAAUUCAGCCGCCUUAAGCAGAUUGCUCUGAGGGCUCUGGCGACAACAAUUGAUGAGGAUGAGCUGGAUGAUCUCAGAGACCAGUUUGGUGCGAUUGACAUUGACAAGAACGGUUCGAUAAGCCUUGAGGAGAUGAGGCAGGCUCUUGCGAAAGAUGUUCCUUGGAAACUGAAGGAUGCAAGAGUUGCAGAGAUUCUUCAAGCGAUUGAUAGCAACACUGAUGGAUUGGUGGAUUUCACUGAGUUUGUGGUGGCUGCUUUGCACGUGAACCAAUUGGAGGAGCAUGACUCAGAGAAGUGGCAACAGAGGUCAAGAGCAGCAUUUGACAAGUUUGACAUAGACGGAGAUGGGUUUAUAACUCCUGAGGAACUUAGAUUGCAAACGGGUUUGAAAGGCUCCAUCGAACCACUUCUUGAAGAAGCCGACGUUGAUAAAGAUGGGAGAAUCAGCAUCAAUGAGUUUCGCAGACUUUUGAGAAGUGCAAGCCUCAAGUCAAGAAAUGUUAAAAGCCCUCCUGGUUACCAGCUUUCACAAAAGAUGUAAAUUACUUCACAAAUCACCAAGUCCACAAACUCUGAUCUCCCCCAUGUACACAACACAUUAUGUGUCACUUGUCGCUCUCAGAUCAAGAAAAUGGUAUAGAGGCU
Arabidopsis arenosa is the source of this 1781-nucleotide messenger RNA. Lineage: Eukaryota; Viridiplantae; Streptophyta; Magnoliopsida; Brassicales; Brassicaceae. The record is from the annotation of a GenBank genome assembly.